AUGGAGAGGCUCUGUUACGAUGUCGUCUGCGUGGUCGUGGAAGUUGAAGCUGGGAAGCUGGGCCGCUUCUCAGGGUUGCCGGCCAUUGAUGGAGCUCAGUGCUGGGCAGGCUGCCGAGCAGCUUCGCGUAAUGGGGUGCACGGGCCAAGACACUUAAGCCAGCCAGGCAGGCAAGGUACAGCCGCCAGCAAGGCUAUUCAAUACGUCGGGUUCGAUACUGAUAAAUCUGGCGGAGGGCUAGGCCCAGCUACUUCUGCAUACCUAUCCGCGCGGUAUGAAUCACGCCGGGAGAUCACAGACUUCUCGCUCAAGGACUAUCUCAUAGGAAAUACCGAUCUCAACCCAUUUUCACUCCCCGAUGACGAGGAUGCCAUCAGCCCGGAACUUCUGGAGAGGAUUACGAGGGAUCUGAAGCUACAGCCGCUUUUGGAUCUCCCUGUGGCAUUCCUAUCCAACGUUGGUGCGAUGGGCGACAAGGAAACCGUGAUCGAGGGCCUGCGCAAGUACAUCCGAGGUGUGCGGAAGGGCGGCCUGGUUGAGGAUGAGAAGAUGCCGGUGAAGGCUCUCCGAGAUAUGGGCCACACGCUGACCGAGAAUGGCAUCACGGGUUCUGGCCUGGGUGAAGAAGGCGAGGCCUUUGCCAGCGCAAUACAUAUCCCGAGACGACUGACGAUUCGACAAGUCGUAGCAAAUGCCUGGGCCGACACCUUUCUGAUGAAGGCGAAGCUCGAUGAUGCAGCCAGCGCAAAAGUCGAUGCGAGCUUGCGGUGGUUUGAGCCCGAACUGAACCCAGCAUAUAAAAAGACCGUGGCCAGCCAGACAGCUGACGUCUCGUGGGCUAACGACUACGUCUUUGGCGAGAUAUCAUUCAGCGCUCAGCGCGUUUUGCUGUUCAUUCGAUCGAUGAUCAAGAACCCAGACAUUGUCGUCCUCGAUGAGGCCUUCAGCGGAAUGGACGAGGGUGUACGAGACAAGUGCAUGCUAUUCCUUGCCCACGGAGAGGCAAAGACGUAUGCGCCUGCCAAGGGGCAGCUCGUGGUCGACAGUGAGCAAGCGAAAUCCGGCAGUUUGAAGGUUCUCGGCCUGUCGGACCGGCAAGCUCUCAUCUGUAUCAGCCACGUCAAGGAGGAGGUUCCCGACACGGUGCGGGAGUGGCUGUGUCUGCCCGAGGCCAACUCUCAGCAGCCGGCGAGAUUUGGACGGCUGGACGGCCCACUGAGGACAGAUGCGAGGAGGUGGAGCGAGAUUUGGAACGUCGGGAGAAUUUAA
Molecule: messenger RNA, 1269 nt
Organism: Diaporthe batatas
Lineage: Eukaryota; Fungi; Ascomycota; Sordariomycetes; Diaporthales; Diaporthaceae
Exons: 4
Coding region: 1-1269 (422 amino acids)
Source: RefSeq, a predicted model, not a curated record